Messenger RNA from Lytechinus variegatus (green sea urchin), 1311 nucleotides. RefSeq lists its product as uncharacterized. The record is from RefSeq and is a predicted model, not a curated record. Lineage: Eukaryota; Metazoa; Echinodermata; Echinoidea; Temnopleuroida; Toxopneustidae. The transcript is spliced from 4 exons. Bases 279 to 728 code for a protein of 149 amino acids. Gene Ontology annotation, cellular component: membrane.
UAUACUUUAUGUGAUUCCUAUUUGAAACUGUGCCAGGUUACCCGGGAAUUUAGGAAUGGCUUUUUUUUUAGUUUUACUUUCGACAUGUUCGAUAUGAAUAUCCGUGACGACAGGAAUCCAGGGAAGAAUAUUAUUAUGUAGAUGAGGCAAUUAAGUGAUAGAAUGAAAAAAAAUCUAUAAAUCGGGUUUUCAAAAUAUUUUGAAUCACUUUAGGAGAGCAGUCCGAGAGUGCAGGUGUUCCUUUAGGCAGUUCAAAAAAGAUUGUUAUAUUUUUCAAAAUGGCCACCACGGAAGUAAACAUAAACGAAAUUAAAUUGCCCGUUAUCGGGAAUGGAUACCCGGUUGAUUCUGGCAACCCUCCACAAAAGAAUUACGUCACAACCGGAGUCCCGCCUCCUUACCAAUCAGUUGCCGAUAAUACCGCACAGCCAGUGGAUCACACUGUUCCACAUAACCAGGGAAUGGUCAGACAGGCUCCCUCGCAGCAACCUAUUCCAGAUUAUACUGCUUUUGCUGUCAUGGUCACAAUCUUGUUCUGCGUACCAUUGGGCAUGAUGGGGAUCGUCAAAGCAACUGAGGCGAGAAACAAGCGCAACCAAGGAGACGAUGAGGGCGCCAGAGAGGCUGCUCAGAAUGCAUUCAGAUGGUCCUUGAGCGGUCUCAUUGUAGGAUCUAUUGUUCUGGUGAUUGUCAUAAUCUUUUAUGUAGUUCUCCAGUCCCGAUAUUGACUUUUCAUAUUAAGAUGGCCUCAUCUGUUAUGUUCAAGGACGCAGCUUUCUCAUAUAUCUCUAUUUGUCUACCGACCGAUCGGUAGACAAAUUCGAAUCAAGAAGAUCUAAGAAGUUUGAGGUACUUAAACAGGACUAACUACUAGCUUAGAUGUCAUUGGUAUGAUGAUAAUAAUAAUAAGGCAUUUAGGAACGCUAUACAUAGUACACUAUAUCAUAGCGUUUACACUGUAGAUCAAUUUAAAACACUUAAAAGCUACAUCUAUCUUGGAUACAAGCACGUUUUCAAUUGUUUCUUAAAUCUAUGAAGAGAAGUUUCAGAUCUUAUUGAAUAGUAUAGCCUAUUGAUAAUAUAGCCAUGGUUGCAUUACGGCGACUCAUUCUCAGAAAGAGCAAGCAUGAUGAACGGUUGUCCGUUUUCAAACUUCCGUAUCACAACUUUUAAUAAAAUUAAAUAAAAUUAUUGAAAGUUAAUAGCUUGCUCCUGUUUUUUAAGAGUAAUUGGUCAUAAUUGAUUGACCAAAAUUCGCAUUAAUUUUCCAAUUACUUUCUGUUUAAAAGGCCAAGGAAUAUAUUGUUCAUG